UAUUACAGCCGACAACUCGUACAGUCCUGAUUCGUACGUGAUAUCGCGAGGAUGGAGCGAUGGACAGGAAAGGUAGCCGUUGUUACAGGUGCCAGUGCAGGUAUUGGAGCUGCAAUUGCAAAACAAUUGGUUCAAAACGGUAUGGUGGUGGCGGGUCUCGCGCGAAGGGUGGAGAAAAUCAAAGAAUUGGCACAGGCUCUGGAAGAAUGCACGGGCAAACUUUAUCCCGUCGAAUGCGACGUUUCCAAGGAGGAAAGUAUAGUCGCAGCAUUCGCAUGGGUACAAGAGAAUCUUGGACCAGUAAACGUAUUGGUCAACAAUGCUGGAAUGACCAAAGAAUCUUCGCUGAUAGAUGGCAAUCUAGAGGAUUGGCGUACCGUUUUCGACGUGAACGUUUUUGGACUAUGUCUCUGUACCAAGGAAGCAGUUCGCAUGAUGCUAGAAGCAGGAGGAGAAGGUGUGAUCAUCAAUGUAAACAGUCUUGCAGCUGAACGAGUGCCUUUUAUUCCUGGAUUCUCUGUUUAUCCAGCCUCGAAGAGAGCUAUCACCGCUCUGGCUCAGACUUUGCGACACGAACUCACUGGAACCCAAAUAAGAGUCACGGGUAUCAGUCCGGGAUUAGUUGCCACAGAGCUGAUGAAGUCUUACAGUACAUACUCUGAAGAGGCACUCGCAUCUUUCCCUACAUUAGACCCAGAAGACGUUGCUGCAGCUGCAGUUUAUAUUUUAACCAAUGGCCCACACGUUGUUGUUCAGGAUAUCGUUUUGCGACCUUUGGGCGAAUCUUGGUAGCGAUGUUACAUAAAAUUCGCCAUUAAAAUUACUACUUCAUAAUACAGAGUAUGAAAAGCAUUAAAAACUUACAGGAUAAAUAAUCCUAAACUGACCGAGAACAUGUCUAACAUUUCUAAUUAAAGUUGAACAGAGGGUAUUAUUUACCCUUUAAGUUGUGAAUCAUUUUAUCCUUUCAUACUCUGUAUAAUAAUUAAUUUCCUUGACAAUUACUUUUUGAGACUUAUUUACUUUUCUCAGCUCUAAAUUCUUUGCAUAUACACCUAAUGAAUGCAUAUAAUAAAUUAAUAAGCAUCAAAAUUGAAGUUUGCCAAGACAUAGUAGCGUUUCAUCAUUGUUUUCGCGAUUAAUCCCCAAUGCGACGCAUUUAAAUUUCUUUUCAAUCUGUUUGUCACCAUCAGCCAAGAAAAACAGCUGACAAUAUGUGAUGUAACCUGUAUUUUCAUCGUUCGUUAUUUAAAUGUCCCUCUGUUGACAACGUGCCUCGCAAUGGAGAUAAUUGAUUUGGCCAAUAAAAGGCAAGCCUUCAUGCCACCCGAAUGUCGUUACUUGACUCCCCAUAAAGAAGUCAUGAGAGUGAGAUACAUUUAUAUGGUUUUCUCUAAUCAAACGCCCAGAGAUUCGAAUAUAGUAUAAAAUACAUAUAUAGGUGUAUGUAUGUUAAGCAAUUCACGAAAACAAACUAUUAAAAACAGCUUCGCGAAUUGUGGACAUACUACAAGCCGCUUAGCAAGAACAAGGAGAUUCAACAAGCGAGAAACUUGUACCAAGAAGCAACUAAGCUUAUGCAAGAGGAAGAAGAAGAGCUUAAUAAUGUUUUUCGUUUAAUUACCAAGGGGCUAAUUUUAAAUCCGAAGUUUCACCUACUUUAUGCCUUGAAAGGCGAUCUAUACAUGCGUCAAGGUACACUAUAGAUUCUCCAUUAGAAUUAGAAUUCGAUUAUUGUUAUUAAAGAUAAAAUAUUGCAAAAUAAAUAGGGCUUUCAUUGCGAUUCAAAUAUCAGAAUUUUUCGAGUAUUUUAACUUUAUAUUGUUUUGCAUCCAAAAACCGUUUGCACUCGGUGCACGGAAGAAUAGUUGAAACGCUCGCAGUCCAUUCUUCGUCCGCUUGCUAUCCUCUUGCAGUUAAUUUUUCGUCCGCUUAGCAUCCGCUUUAUCAUCCACUCGCCGUCUGCCUCUUGUCCGCUUCUCACUCCACAUAUAUAUUACUCUAAUUAAAAUAUAAUUGAAAUAUAUUAUUACUAAUUAAAAAUACUGUGAGUAGAAUUAGUAAAACUUAAACUAGCUUGCGUUCUUUAUUACCGUGUAUCAAAUGACCUAACAAUAAACCUUAAUUGUUAAUGUGCCGAAUCAAUAAAACAUUUCUAUUCUAAGAA
Molecule: messenger RNA, 2167 nt
Organism: Osmia bicornis bicornis
Lineage: Eukaryota; Metazoa; Arthropoda; Insecta; Hymenoptera; Megachilidae
Product: farnesol dehydrogenase-like
Exons: 5
Coding region: 52-792 (246 amino acids)
Molecular function (GO): oxidoreductase activity
Source: RefSeq, a predicted model, not a curated record